This is a messenger RNA of Porites evermanni, 11953 nucleotides long. The record is from the annotation of a GenBank genome assembly. NCBI's taxonomy places the organism in Eukaryota, Metazoa, Cnidaria, Anthozoa, Scleractinia, Poritidae.
AUGAGUUCUCCCAACUCUUCCCCGCCAGAUGCAAAUUUCCGGAAACGCUCAGUCGCGCGUUCUUACUCCAGUGAACUGGGUACUGUCAAUGAAUCUGGCGAAGAAGAAGGUUGUUUGUGUACGGGCACGUAUUUAUCAGAUAUGAACGAGAAUUCUGUGUUCGAACGUUCGUAUCCAGGUCAACCUAUUCUUGAUACAAGUUCGACAUUAUCAGGGGCACCAAUGCAAAGUAUUCAGACAACGCCAUGUCCUCGAGAAGUCAUAAAAACAAGAAUAAGAUAUCAUUUCAUGAAUCCAUUUCAGAAAUUUCGAGCAAGGCGCAGAAAACCUUGGAAGUUGGUAGUUCAGAUCGUGAAAAUUGCCCUUGUUACUCUUCAGGUGAGAAUCAAAUAUUCUUUACUCCCAUCUCAUAGCGGUUUUAUUAUGCAUUCGUUUUUUUUAUUAUUGUUAUUAUUUUUAACAACGUAACUUAAAAAGUUGAUUUGCUUGCGCAUAAAGAGGUUUGUCUAACGUUUAAUUUUGAACAGAUUUUUUUGAAAGCGUUUGUGCGGAUAACGAACGGAUAGGACCGUGUUGCCGUUCACAUGACUACAGUCGACCCUCAACUAAGAGUGACCAACGUCAGUCUUCUCCUAACAAUAAUCAAUACAUCACGAAAAGAAUAGAUUAUGGAAAUUGUGAAAAAUAAAUUGUUCAACGUGGGAAAUUCUUUAAUCUUUAAUCAAAUAGAACGGGGGGUGACAGCUCUAACAAGGGCUGUUUCGGGAGAAAAACAAAUUUAUUUUGGGAAUCUGGAGAUUUUGCCGGGAAUCGGGAAACCUGGGAAAUUUUUCGGGAAAUAUGAGAUAUUUUCGGGACAUUGAGCAAAGAUUUGAUAUUACAUGUUAUCAAACAAUAUAUAUACAGUGAUAUGCACNGAGCAAAGAUUUGAUAUUACAUGUUAUCAAACAAUAUAUAUACAGUGAUAUGCACCCAGUGUAUGCGCUGUAUUCUAUGUAUUUUGACACUUGAAAACGGCUGAACUCCCCAUGAUAUGAAAAGACCAAUCAUUAACGUUUCCAACUAAAAUAGCAUGAAGUUCGAGUGCGAUUGACCACAUGCAGUCCCCAGCAGAUUGACACAAGAACCGUACCGGUGCAAGGCACAAACUAUCAGUUCACACUAGAUCCCAUCAUUCAUUAGUUCAGGGGUAUUUUUACGCUACACGUUAACGAGUUUUAAGAGCACAUUCCACUGAUUGCAUAAUGGAAAACUUAAAAGAAGUACGUAAGAAGUAUGUAAGAAAAAAACGAAACUCAUUUAACCUUGUUAAACACAAAUGAGGCCAUAAAAAGUAGUAUGUCUGUGAAGACUCUUUUUAAAAUCAUCCUGAUCUCGUCGGGGUCCUUUCGAUUUUGCUCGAAAAUCCCGAAUCCCGAUCAAUAUGCGUUCGGGAUAGGAAAAUUUCAGAUUUCGACAGUUGUUCUCAAAUUUUCGAAUGAAUUCUUAUAAUACUCAUACAAUGACACCACACAGAGUAUACUUAGCUGAAAGUGAUAUCCAGAGCAAUUUCAAAAACCGCACAACUUGUAUAAAAUAAAAUUGACUACUUCUACGCGAAGUCAUGCCAGUAAAAAUAAGCAUAAAAAAGACAAUUGAUUUAGAGAACAUUUUGGACAGAAUUUGUCCUCUCAGAACACUAGAAAUGGCAUUUCAGAGCACCAAGAUUUAAAAAUUUUCUUGGGGAGCAUGCCCCCAGACCCCCCUAGGGUUAGCCCCUUCACUGCUCGCCUGAUUCAUCAGUGAUUAAAAGACAAAAAAAACACGAUUUUAUGUACUUAAAAAGUUUGACAGUCUUUCUGUGUUAACAUGAUACCCUCUAAAUGAAAAAAUAACUAAGGUUAGAUAAUUAACAAGUUACAUAAUUAGAAAACAAAUUUGGGAAGUUAAACAUUUAUGGGGAAUGCCACGGAAAAAAUCGGGAGGGUCGACAAAAUUUCCGGGAGGACAUAAAGUUAUUCAUAGCACUGCCCAAACAGCCUUUGUUAGAGUUGUCACCCCCCGUAAAUAGAUGUAUGGACAUCAGUCUGGAGAAUUUGUGUAGAUAUUGAGGUAUAAAGUUGUAUCCCGAUCUCACUAUAUGAGUGCAUGGUAAGUUGUACAUGUUGUGUACCCCCAUGAUUUAGGAUCAUGUGUCUCAUAGGGGUUGUUAACCGAUGUAUCGGCUGACAUCUCAGUCAACUGUCUGUUGACAUAUAAUUUGAUCAAUAUUUCAGAGAGAUGUCAGUCGUGAUUUGGUCGAGUCUCAACCAAUGUGUGGCCUGUGGUCGCCCACUUUAGGUUAUCAAUCAAUAGUCAUCGUUACUUCAUCAACAAGUCACCGACAUAUAUUUAUGACAAAAUGCAAUAGGCCAAUGCAAUGGCAGAUGCCUUGGUCGAUCAUUGGCUGACAUAAUUAUUAGUUGAUACAUGUUUAUUAGUCAACUGUUGGACGAGUAUCGGUCGAGUCUUGGUCGAGCUGACUGAGUAUAGACUGAUGUAUAGGCCAUGCCCCAGCGACCAGCUUGUCUAGUAUCGACCCAUACCAUGCAUCAAGCCACCUAUGAGACUCAUGAUAUCUGGAACAUUCCCUAUAAGAUGAAAAUAGCCUGCGAUUUAGUAACUGAUCGAUCUGGUAUCAGCCUCAGCCGAUAUUUGUAACAAGGAAUGUCCACCGCGUGUCAUUUUACAGGUACCUUGUAACAAAGGAAAAACUCUUGGGUACAAAGGUGAUAAAAAAAUGUUCAAGCAGUGCAGAUUGUCUACUGAUGCACCACUGAUACAUGUACCUCACUGAUACUUGACCAAUGGUUUGCAGAUACAUUGCCAACACACUACCAAUACUAUCAUGACCAAAAGUAAAAAGACCAACAGAAAGACACCACUUGGCAAAUAUACUGGCUGAUUCCUCAACUGACACAGGACUGGUAUAGCGAUCGAUAUGUCAACCUACAGUCUACUCUCUCUUAACGGACACCUCUAUAAGACAGACACCUCUGUAAAAUGGACACCUAGAGUUGGUCCCUGCCUUUCUUUACUCCCUUUAUUUAACUCUCUAUAAGACGGACACCUCUCUAAGAUGGACACUUGGUGCCUGUCUCAAAGGUGUCCGUCUUAGAUAGAGUUGACUGUACAGUCUACCAAGAUGUCAGCCUGAUAUAUUGGUCAAGUAUCCGCUGACACCCCCUUAUAAGACACAUGAUCCAUGGUUUAUGAGCUACAUAUUUUAUGGGAAACAGCAACAGAAAACCUUAUCUCGAUCAGCUUACAUUGAGAGGGAAAAUAAAAUGUAGCUACUUAAUUCUUGGUGCUCUGAAGCCAGGAAUGGCAAAAACUAAUGAUAAGCCUGUUGUCCAAAGACGUCUCCAGGAAAUUUUGCCUGUACAGCCUACAUCUAGCAAAGUAAUUUCUUAAUUAAUGGAUUACAGCAUAAUUUUAAGUCAGCACAAAUCCAACAUGUACAGGUUCAAAGUUGCAAGUUCUGUAAAAUAUUUUUAGGAAAGGUGCACUUGCUAGUAGAUGUACAGGAGUAUCCCCUUUAAACUUGUUGUUGUUAUAUCUACAGCUACAUCCCUAUUUAGGAAAUACUAAACUGGUGACAUGACACUUUUUCAUCUUACCAUAAUAUGAGAAAAUGUCACCCAGGCAGAAGAAUGCAUCUUUUAAUGUUUUCCUUACUGUCUGAUGGUAUUUUUUUAACUUGCAGAUUUGCUUGUUUGGGUUAGACAGAUUUUCAUUGGUGACCUUCCUGGAAAACAAUCAACUUGCCUUAAAACACUUGUUUCUAAAAGAUUAUCAAAGUGAUGACAAAGUUGUUGUUUACACAAAAGACCAACUGUUCAAUUAUCUGUACUAUGCCCAUGAACAAGUAAGUCCCAGCCAACAGUAGAGAAUGUUUUGCCAUUUGCCAAUGCUUUGGAAAAUAUGCAAACUAUAUGGGCAUAAAUUUUCUUGUUAAAAGGUAAACUUGUGAAACAACAAGUCUGCUGAAAGUUGACUCAUAAAUUCUUGGUACGCUCCAUCUGAGGGAAGUUUUAUUAAUAUAGUCAUCUAGCUUACUUGGUGUUGUUGUUGUUUUUAUCAAUUGACAGUAUUAUCAAGUGCAAAGCAUUCCUCUUGGCACGUAUGACUACACACACAUGAAUCAUUCAGAGCCUCCAAGAGUUCAGUUAUGUCACAGUCACUAUGCAGUCAAAGGAAAAGAAAACAACCCAUUUGCGCUAGAUGAUCCUGUUGUAGGUGUGUGUGGCAGAAUUCCUUUCCAGGGGAUUUUUGAGGUUGUGGAAAACCUUUCAUACUUGGCAAAGUCUGUUCACAGUCAAGAUUGGUUUUUGUUCAAUGAAAAUGUUUGGAAAAUACAAACAGUAUAGUCCAGAAAAUGAUCAUGUUGUACAUCAUUGUGAUAUUCCACUUUCUGUAAAUAAUUGACAAUUAUUGGACAAGGUUGAGCAAAAUACCGUGAUAUUUGAGACACUGACAAAUCACGAUAUUUUGCGAUAACCAAGUUUAUUGUUUUUGUUAUUGUUUUAUCAUUCGAUCACAAAUCGCUCUUUGAAAGGUCAGUGAAGCAAUCUGCCAUUUUCACGCAAGAGUGAUCGCAAGAAGGAGAAAGCGUGGUUUCAUUCAUGCAUGAGCAGAAUAUAAUUUGCAGCCAAAUACAGUUGGAUGACACUGCGUAUUUAAGCAGACCAUUAUUUGUAGGCAAUUAUUUGCAGAUUAUGUGGUGGGCUUUUGGCCAAUGAAAAGGGAGAGAAAUUUGCAUCAAAUGAUAAUGUUACACAUUCAGUGAACAAUGUUGAGGAUUGAUAUAAAAGAAUAUUUUUGGCAUGGAGAAGUUAGUAAUUACAUCUUAAGUUGAUUUGUUGACUUGUUAUUACAGAUUGCUUCAAUUGGCCACGUCCUGACAAACAUGGGCAUAAUCUCAUAACAAACAAAACCUUCAAUUUAGAAAGGUGAGACCCUGUUAUCAUUGUUAAGUACCAAAAUUAGUAGGAGGUUUAAUUGGUAGUUGUGCUGCUGUGACCUAACCCAAUCCUAACAGUACUUCUCUUGGUCCUGCUCCUGCAUCCGCAAAGUAAACCCAGUGCAAAAAAUGGAUCUAAACAAGUUUUAAAAAAGUCCAUUAGCAAAAUCUUGCCAAAAAAAUCUUACUUAACUAGUAUAUAUAUAUGAAUGUAGUUUUCGUUACUUUUUAUUCUUUUUGCUGUUGCAGUAUUAUUUUCAUUGUUACCGAUGUUUUCAAACUUUUAUUUUUUUUAGGCUUCGUAAAAUUCGUAUGAUGUUCUCAUUACAAACAGUGAACUUGAAAGAUGUUAAAGCCUGGGACAAGCCUGCCUGCUAUAAACUAAGUGUUACAGUGAGUCUUAAGCUAAUCAUUAAAACCAUGUUUGGGAAUCAAUGUUGGUGUGCUUGGUGGGAGCUCACAGAACUGCAGAAGGAGAUUAACUUAGAAUGCAUACCAUUAUAUAGCAAUUUCCACAUCUAUAACAAGCCUGACUCCUCAUCCGUGUCAUCACAAGAAACUCUUGGGGUGGGGGGGGGGGGGGCAAAGCCACCCUUUACUUGUGGGGUUUCACUUACUUGGAACGGGCACAGUUAACCAACCCGAAAUCCUUGCGGGGGCUCAUGAUUGUAAAUCAAAAAAAAAAUUUGUUACACAUUAUUUUUUCCCUCCCUUUUUUCAAUUUCCACAUCUAUAACAAGCCUGACUCCUCAUCCGUGUCAUCACAAGAAACUCUUGGGGUGGGGGGGGGGGCAUAGCACACCUUUACUUGUAGCGUUUCACUUACUUGGACACGGCACAGUUAACCAACCUGAAAUCCUUAGCGGGGAUCAUGAUUUGAAUACCAAUAACAGAAUUGUGAUCACUUACUUUGUCCCUCCCUGUUUUUGUUUUUUAGAUUUUGUUUGAUAAUGUGGAUCAUGAUGGAAGAAUGCCAGUUAGACUGAGCAUGAACAACACUUGGUUAGAUUGCAAAAAUGGGAAAAUAAAGGGAUCAAAUACUAUGAGUGAGUCGUACAUUAACACAUGCAUAGUGACAUAUGGUGAACAAUGUUAGUUUUAUAGUACACAUGCACCUGAAUCUCUGUAUGCCUUUAUUAUGACUUGCUUGUUUAUCUCAAUUUUUAUUGAAAGGGGCAUUGCUUUGUUGUGGUCAAAUUUUUUUAUUCCCUGCCAUACUUUUUUAUUUUGCUACUGACCUGGGUACUGUCACUGAAAUUUUUAUUUCCAUCCAAUAAUUUUGUACCAGUUUAAAAAUCAAUUGUACAAGUACAAAGACAAUUUGUACCAUGCGCAAAAUUGCACGAACCACAACAUAAUUAUACAGAAGCUGGGGGUAAGGUAUUCCAAACUGGGGCAGUUUCUAACAGAAAAAGAGAACUUGUGCACAUUUAUGUUAUACAAAAAGCAUUGUUACUGAAAUGGGUGUUGCACGCUGGCUCGCAUGACGUGCGAAGAGACUGUCUCACGUAGAUCUUUAUGAAAAGGUAUUUUAACAUUGCCUGUUUGGAUCUUUAAAACAUUAUAGAUUCUUAAAUAUCAUGGAAGUAAAUAUUAUUGCAUGUGAAUCUUUUGUAGAGGCACACUUCAUAAAAACAGCUUUGGUGGUGUUUGAUGUGGUUGUCAUAUCCAUGUGUUCACUUUCUCUUGUGUUAUGUGGACGAUCAAUUUACAGAUCUCUCAAAUUAGCCAAAGUAAGUUGGUAGAAGGAUAUAAAACCAGUAUCUGGGAAAAUCACCACAAUACAUGUAUAGCUUUCUGAAAAAAAUUUUAAAAUGUUACAAAACUAACGAGCAUCAGUAGGAUAUGGAUGCCAGCCAUUAAAACUUGGCAACUCCCCCCCUCCCCCCUCCCCCCACACACCCAAAUGCCACUAGCAUGUUUGUCUGUAUCUGUUCAACAGAUGUGUGAGGUUCUCAAAAUUUUGUGGCUUUUGGUGGAACAUGUCUCAACUUUUGUGUGUGUUGUAUACACCCAAUGCAAAAAUGGCUGCCGGAUUAAUAUUCUUUUGUUUAAAUUAAAAUCAGCCUGACUAGCCUCGCCUGUGAUAAUGUAUUCUUUUGAAUUUUGUAGUGGAGAAUAAGGCUAGUUAGGCUAAUUUAAAUUCAAACAAAAGAAUGUUAAUCAAGCAGCCAUUUUUGCAUUGGGUCUAUGAUUAAGACUUUCAUAAGUGUUUGAUUUUGUAUGCCAUUUUUGUCUUUGUUUUGCACCAAUGAAUUAUGCAACGAGGGUAUGAAAUAUGAUUGAUAGCAAACAAUUUUUAUCUUAAUAAAGGAAGUCGCCAAGUUUUUUAAGCAAGACACAAGCCUAGAGGAAUUUACUUUCUCAGAUUACCAAGAGUUUGUCAGCUUAUGGUUUUUUGUCAUCAUGACAAGUGACAGCCUCACAAUCAUUGGCUCAAUAUACAAGAUGGUCAUUGAUCAAAGGGUGAGGUUACUUCAGGGGCGGAUUCAGGGGGAGGGUGCAGGGGGUGCGCACCCCCCCCCCCUGGGAUGACCUGCGGCCGCUUUCUAAUUAACACUGUGCAGUCGCUUGACAGAUAUACAAAAUCUGCUCUAUCGUUUGAUAUGUAUUCUUAGCAGUUCACAUUAUGUUAUUUCCUAGUCAAAAGCGCUCUUCUUCGUAUUCGCUUUUAAAAUUUUUUACGUCAUCGGUCAGUUAGUGGUGCACCCCCUCCUAAGAAAAAUCCUGGAUCCGCCCUUGUACUUAAAAGGCUGAUUGUUCUUCUUAUUACUUUGCCCUUGAGUUGUAUCAAGGAAGGGACCUUUUUAACCCUCCUCCCCCUGCCCUCAUCAAGUGUUCCUAAAGUCUUCAGCAAUGUUUUUGAAAAGUUAGUAGCACCUGGAAUGCUUCCUGGUAUCCACAUUCAUCAAGAAAUUAUAUGGUCAACUUAAGUUUUUCUAGAGGGUACACAGACAUUGUUUUAUUUUUCUUCUUAAAAACAUCGGUGAGGGUGUGGGUGAGGCAAGCGCUUGAGUGAAGCGAGUGAGCAAGGGUAAAGGGGACAAUGAGCACAGAGCAUGAGAAAGAAAAUUUUCUUCUUCCCCCACCCCUACCCCCUUCCACUGGCGGUUGAUAAAUCCCCCAUGGUUUUUAUUUUUUAUCACGCACACUUGACGGACUUUAAAAAUAGAGGGUCUGUGAACAGACAAAAGUUUUUCAAAUUACUUUUGUAAUGUCUUUUGUUCCAGGAUAGUGAUUACUAUAAUACCUGCAGCAUUUUCCUUGGAACAGCAGUGCUCUUGGUUUGGAUUGGUCUUCUGAGAUUCCUGGGAUACUCCAAGAAAUAUAAUGUAAUGCAUUUUCAUUACCAACAAGCUGUUGAUUACUAGUGCUAAGUUAUUGUUUUCCCCCUCUGUUUAAAAUUUAUCUCUUGCGAAUUGCAAAAAUGACCUCCUUGUACAUCUGCAACAUACUAAACAGCACAACCACUAAUGUACUGGAAUUACAGAGUAACUUUAAUUUGAAUAAUUACAAUAAAUGAAACUUAAAAUUUGUUUAAUUACAGACGUUUACUUGAAAGCUUUAGACAUCCCUCUAUUCUUUUUCUCAUAUCUGUAUUUGAAAAAAAGUGCAAACUGGAUCAGCAAGUCAAUGAGAAAUGUUAUUCUAGGUGGUGGGGUGGGGUUGGAAAGCUUGCCCAUUUUUCCCCUCCCCGCUUCGUGCUUUGCGCUCACUUUGUUUUGUAGUAUUCUUACCAGUAUGCAGUGAAAGAAUCAGAGGGCCAUGAUCAUGACAAUCUAGCUAAACAGUAUUGUUAUUUCAGGUUCUUUUGGUGACAUUAAAAGCUGCCACUCCAAGUGUACUCAGAUUCUUUGUUUGUGUGUCAUUGUUGUUUGCUGGUUUUAUGCUGUGUGGCUGGAUUGUACUAGGACCUUUCCAUCCCAAGGUGAUUCUUAUAGUUAGUGUGGUUAUCAUCAACAUAUCCAAAGACUGACUGACUGAUGGCAUGUCAUUGUUUUUCAAGUUUAUUCACUGACUGACUGACGGACUGGUGACUAAUUGAUUACUGACUGACUGACAACUGAUUAACUGACUGACUGGCUGGCUGGCUGGCUGGCUGGCUGACUGACUGCUUGCCUUCUUGACUGCUUAAUGGAUUGACUGACUGACAGACUGAUUGACACUGAUAUCUCAACACUGUAGAUGGAUAAACCUCUAUAUAAUUGGAGUACUGGUAGUGUUUUAUCCACGAUAAAUUCUUCAGUCAAAUUCAUCCUUUGAAACAACCUGGGCUUGGUAGAUACAAGGAAGGAACAGGAUAGCAAAUAUGUCUUAGCAUUGUAGAAGGUUACGUGUUUUAUUGUUCUUUUUCUUUUUUGUUAGUUUAAAACACUCACUAUCACUGCCGAGUGCCUGUAUUCCAUAGUUAAUGGAGAUGACCUGUUCAACACUUAUGCUAAAAUAAAGGAAAUGAAGACACCCACUACAACAUGGAUCUUCAGUAAAAUCUACCUCUACGUCUUCAUCGCACUUUUCAUUUACGUUGUACUGAGCUUGUUUAUUGGUAUCAUUGGAGAUACAUAUGAAAGACUGAAGGUCAGUGAACUUCACACUUCCCUAACACAGCAUUUCCUCUAUCGAGCCCUCAGUGUAAGGCGCUAAAUAUUAAUUAAGCUCUCAGCGUCUUAACGUUCUUUUUUGAUGUAUCAUACACAAAAACUGAUCGAUAUCACUACCGAAUACACAAUUGUUUAAUUCUUGUGCCCAUAAACGCUUUUGUUUGCGUAAAUUCUUUGAAAUUGUUAAACUUAAUAAGUGUACGUGAAAAUUCAUUAAGACCCCCUUCUAAUGUACAACCGUCCCGCAACCCUCCCCCCCCCACCCCCUUCUCCCCCACCUCUGUCUAGAAGCACUGAAAUAUAAAUAGUCCCUCCACUCCUUACAUCUUUGGAAAACCCCUGCAAUUUCAGUAUCGUAUUUUAUGAAUCAGGGGUAGGUCAGUGAAAAAAGAACGAAUCCUCGAUUUUUUUUCUUUGUUUGGGAAUUUAGAAAUGGAUUUGAUUACCCGUUAUGCUUGAGUUUUGGGUCCUGUAAUAUUCAUAGUAUUUGUACUCUGGAAAACUUUGAAUUUUCAUUCUCUUUUAGGAACACAAAUCCUGUUCAUAUACUCACCUCUACGAUGCUUACACUGGUUCACAACCUUUUGUCAUCCGCGUUAACAAAGUUUAACUCUGUGUUGUUUCUUGCAUGUUCUGUUUUUUUUUCGCGUAGGAUAUGGGCCAUCUUCCAGAAACAAAGAUAGAGAAAUUCUUGCACGAACCAGCAAAUAUUGGUAGAUCUGUUAGUCAAAGGGAAUACACUUCAAUACCAUCAUCAGCCGAGGCUGUUAAUGUACCUUCUCCUCCCAACCAAAGAAGAACGACUCCUUACGGGUAAGAAUGAUUAUAGUCUCACACCUUGUAGACUUUACUGGUCCACCGGUUACCGGUCGUUUCGAUACAAGUGGUUUCGAUACAAGGUUAUUCAGUCGAGGUGUAAAUAGUUUCACGUCAUUAGCUUUAAGAACGAAGAAUAUUCACCCAAAAUGUUUUUCUUAUUCACGCGCAAAUUAUACUCGAAGUGAACGAAAUUUUUUGGGCAAUUUCAUAGCUUGAGUUCGUAUCGAAAAGGCUGGUUUCCGGUCCACCUUAUGAUAUGUACAUGUCGAUGUCACUUUGCAAUAAUAUAACUCUAAAUUAGGGUAAUUAAAAAUAACUUCAUUAUAAUAAACAAUAAAUCAAGCACCAGUACAGUUCGCGUUAAUUACAAAUCAAAUGCGUCCUUAAAAAGAUAAGUCUAUAACUUAGUUUUAAAUAUGGUUACAGAUGAUGAUUGCCAAAUGUCCGAUGGUACAUGUAAUGUGUUCCAUCAGGAGAAUGCGACGCUUUAUGUGCUUUGCUCCAUAAUUUCGGCCCUCUCGUCAGUUUAUAUAGCCUGCGAAAACAUCCGUUUCUCCUAGCGAGGAGAACGGACUCAUCGAGCAACUCGUUGACAGAAUGUACCGUUUAGUCAAUAUCGUAGUCUGAUUGAAUAGAGUCAGGAUGGUUCUCGAAUUUACCGCUGUUCGUAAACCCCUUUCAAUCUAAAUUCCCUACUGUAGUACGUCUGGGAAUAUUUUUGAAUCCGGACGAAGUCUCCCCUCGCGUGUGCUAGUACCCGGCAUUUACUGAUUUAGCUUAACAGUUGAUAUUAAGACAGCAUGCCUUGCAACUAGUAAAUCCUGGGACAAACGAUUGUACAUACACACUUAUAGAAAAAUAAAAACGCUAUUUCUUUGACGCUGUUACAGAUUUUAAGGGAAAACCUACAGACCAUGUUCUUAAAAUUAACCACGUCUGAUCUAGGCGGCGUUCAGUUUGGGUCCACUCCUCUUCUCAUUUUUCAUUUUCUUUUUCAUUCUUCUUUUGUUUUGUUUUGUUUUUUGUUUUCGUUUUCAGAAGGAGUCGUUCCAGUGGAACGCAAGAUCCCAUGAUGAGAAUUGUGUCCAUUGACUCAACAGGAGUAGAAUGAAUAACCCAGAUGAGAGAAUCUCAGCAUCGAUUGCCUUCUCUACUCCGCAAAUGAAAUUUCGACAAGUUAGUGAACCAUAUGCAAAUUCAUACAGCUAGGGAGAACAUGGAUAAACAUCCCCCAGAAUUCGCGAUUCUCCUCUUCAGGUUCACCUUUAAUUAGCUGUCGUUUUUGAAAGUUUCGCAAUAAAAUGGAAUAUUGCGUCCAGAAUAUGUAAAUAUACAGUGAAUAACGAGAGGGGAAAACCUGAGCAAAACAGUUCAAAUACAUUGUGCAUAAUUUAUUAAUGUUAUCGGAGCAAGAGCGGUCGUGUAAAAAUAUCUUUUGACUUGUGAUUCAAUGAAUAAUACGAAAUGUGUAACAAACACCGCUUUAAAUGGGCGCAAAUAAAGUAUUUUUUAUAGUUUCACGUUUUGUUUUGAUUUUUGUCGUAUUCGAUCA